AUGGAAUUGACACCGGGACGCUCCCUCGGUGUUAAGCCGUCGAAAGUGGUCCUCCUGCUGCCUUUUCUGCUGUCCGUCCAGCUCGUCGGAAGCCAAGGAGACAGCAAUGCGUUGGAUAACGUCGCUACGGAGAGAAUGGCUGAGGAAAGCCACCGACAGGACAGUGCCAACCUGCUCAUAUUCAUCAUGCUAUUAACGCUCACCAUUUUAACGAUAUGGCUGUUCAAGCACCGGCGCUUUAGGUUCUUGCACGAGACCGGACUCGCCAUGAUCUACGGCCUGUUGGUGGGUGUGAUCCUACGCUUUGGCGUCCAUGUACCCCAGAGCUUGAGCGACGUGGUCCUCAGUUGUGCUGUCAAUGCCAGUCCUGCCACCUUGUUGGUCAACGUCAGUGGACGAUUCUACGAGUACACCCUGAGGGGGGAGGUCAGCCGGGGCAAAGGCCACCAAGUCCAAGACGAUGAGAUGCUGCGAAAGGCAACCUGCUGCUAUCGACAGGUUACCUUUGACCCGGAGGUGUUCUUCAACAUUUUGCUGCCUCCCAUAAUCUUCCAUGCCGGUUACAGCCUGAAAAGGAGGCAUUUUUUCAGAAACAUUGGCUCCAUCCUGGCCUACGCCUUUAUGGGAACAGUCAUAUCCUGCUUUGUUAUUGGGCUAAUCAUGUAUGGCUUUGUGUCCUUCAUGAAAGUUGUGGGCCAGCUCGGGGGGGAUUUUUACUUCACUGACUGCCUCUUCUUUGGAGCCAUUGUCUCAGCAACAGAUCCCGUUACAGUGCUGGCUAUCUUCAACGAGCUGAAGGUAGACGUCGACCUGUAUGCUUUGUUGUUUGGUGAAAGUGUCCUCAAUGAUGCCGUGGCCAUCGUCCUCUCCUCCUCCAUCGUGGCCUAUCAGCCUGCAGGCGACAACAGUCACAGCUUCGAGGCCAUGGCCUUACUGAAAUCCUUUGGCAUCUUCUUGGGUGUCUUCAGUGGAUCUUUUGCUCUUGGAGUUGCAACUGGAGUUAUGACAGCUUUCAUAUCCUUUUAUUUAAUGCUUAACAUAUGUUUUAGCCACUGUGUUGUCGCGGUGCUGUUCUGUGGGAUCACUCAGGCCCACUACACCUACAACAAUCUCUCCCCCGAAUCUCAAGACCGGACCAAACAGUUGUUUGAGCUGCUCAACUUCCUGGCAGAGAACUUCAUCUUCUCCUACAUGGGCCUGACUCUCUUCUCCUUCCAGUCACACGUCUUUAACCCACUGUUCAUCAUUGGAGCCUUCUUGGCGGUGUUUCUGGGCCGGGCGGCGAACAUCUACCCCCUGUCCUUCCUGCUCAACCUGGGCCGCAAAAACAAGAUCAGAUCGAAUUUUCAGCACGUCAUGAUGUUCGCAGGUCUGCGUGGGGCGAUGACCUUUGCUCUCUCCAUCAGAGACACGGCAACAUACGCCCGUCAAAUGAUGUUUUCCACCACCCUGCUGAUUGUUUUCUUCACGGUUUGGGUCUGUGGGGGGGGCACCACGCCCAUGCUGUCUUUCAUGAGCAUACGAGUGGGUGUGGAUUCUGACCAAGAGCACUCUAGCUCAGCUGCUCUGGAUGGGUCUCAGAGGAGGAGCACCAAACACGAGAGCGCAUGGCCCUUCAGGAUCUGGUAUAACUUCGACCACAAUUAUCUGAAACCGCUCCUGACCCACACUGGUCCGCCUCUCACUGCCACGCUGCCCGCCUGCUGUGGACCGCUGGCACGAUGCCUCACCAGCCCCCAGGCGUAUGAGAACGAAGGGCAGCUCCGUGACGACGACGACGACAUCAUCUUCAACGACGUCAACGUGAGCUCCAUGUUCGCCGACGUCACCGUCAGGACGGACGCGUCCGGAUCCCGCACCACCGACGCAAAGCGCCACUCCACGGGCGGUCCCCGGAAAGGACAGUUCAACGAGGGCCUGGAGCAGGAGCUGGCCCUGGCGGAGCAGGACGUGGCCAUCCGCGGCACGCGCCUCGUCCUGCCCAUGGACGACCCGGCCGAGUCCCCCACCACGGUCACCCUCCCGCCGCCCCCCUCCCCGCCGCGCUCCGAACCCCGCAGACACAGACUGUGA
This is a messenger RNA of Menidia menidia (Atlantic silverside), 2073 nucleotides long. The record is from the annotation of a GenBank genome assembly. Lineage: Eukaryota; Metazoa; Chordata; Actinopteri; Atheriniformes; Atherinopsidae.